AUGAGUCGUACGUUGUUGCUGGGUGGCAUUGCUUUGGCGUUGCCUCAAGUUAUUUACAAAGUGUCACAGACUCACGGGUAUGACGCAAUGACCUUCAGUAUCAGACCGGUGGAGUUGUUGGCAGUCGGUGUUGAGAUAUCAACGAAUUCGGCGUUCUACCUUGGUGACGGUCACCUGAAGACUACGUUGACAUCUAACGGAGGAGAUUCGGCUACAUUCAAGUUCAGUAUCGAAAAUGACUCCACUGCCGAACCUGUUUCCGAGAACUGCUCUCUGGUGGAUAGCGGCAGCGCAGUUUGCGAACUAACUUCCGUUCCGUUAGUUGUAGGCACGGAGAAUGUGAUUAGCUUCACGAAGAGUGAUGGACCGGAUGUCGGCUACGUUACAUGGGAAGGACUGUUUGGUACAACCAGUGUUGGUAAAAUCAGAAUGAAGGCUGGGUUGCUCAGCAAGGGUGACUUGAGUUCGUACACAAGUGUGUCUUCUGAGUACAGUCCGACGAAGGGGUACUCACCGGCCACCAGGCCGUGCCUGCCUAGAACUCACUUCUACGUACAAGCUCCUUUGAUGAGACAGCGUGACGAGCAAACCACGGCCACGGCUGAGGCCGGAACUCCAAUUGGAACCGGCCUUGGCGUCGACAGAUGCAGCGUUAAGAGCCUCGCCCCUAAUGCCCAGGUGACUGUGGGUCAUGACACCGCUGAGUUCUUCUACGGCUUCCUCACCAACUAG
Gregarina niphandrodes is the source of this 732-nucleotide messenger RNA. RefSeq lists its product as hypothetical. The transcript has a single exon. Bases 1 to 732 code for a protein of 243 amino acids. NCBI's taxonomy places the organism in Eukaryota, Apicomplexa, Conoidasida, Eugregarinorida, Gregarinidae. The record is from RefSeq and is a predicted model, not a curated record.